AUGUUGCCGGUUUGUGUACAGGCACACGGAACACAUACAGAAAGCUCUUUUCCCCCAAGACUCGACGAAGAUGACACGUUGAAAAGUGUCGCCCCGUCAAAAGCAGCCAACCACCAGACGAAAUAUUCUAUUUCACCAGCAGACAAACAUGUGAUUGUUGGACAAGUUCACCUGCCAGUGCCAGACACAGCCUCAACUUGCUGCUCCGGUGACAUUUGA
Protopolystoma xenopodis is the source of this 219-nucleotide messenger RNA. Lineage: Eukaryota; Metazoa; Platyhelminthes; Monogenea; Polystomatidea; Polystomatidae. The record is from the annotation of a GenBank genome assembly.